AAUUUUUAGCUACAAGUUCAAGACAACAUUGUUAUUCUGCCAGCUGAUGAUGAAAAUCCGCCACCGCAUCCAUUUAUCAUUCAUGAGACGCAAUUUGUUCAAGUGUGGCACAAGAAGGAUGACGAAUUUCUCCUCCCAAAAUCAAACCUGAUCAUGGAAAUGACUAGUACAUUAGAGAAUUUGGACCCACUCAUGUCGAACUAUACAAAAAUCUACGUGGAACUUGUUAAUGACGCCCUGGCCGAGUACUUGUACGACGCCAACCUUGCGUGUCUCAAGUUUGAUAUCGAGACUUCCAAAUAUGGCUUGGUGGUUAGAAUGGGAGGUUUGGAUGACAAGCAACAUGUUUUGCUUGAUAAAGUGCUUCAAACGAUGCUUGAAUUGGAUUUUGACGCUGAACACUUCGAGAUAAUCAAGAAAAAGCAUGUGUUGAGUUUAAUGCAAUUUUUCAAGGUGGAACCAUCCGAGCUCGCCAUUCACUGUGAAUCAGUGUGUUUACUGGAGAAAGAAUGGCUUAUAACUGAACAGCUGAUAUCUACGGAAAAUUUGUCCAUCGGAGACUUGAAGAUUUUCAUGCGGAAGUUCUUCUCCGUGAUGCACAUUAAGUGCCUGAUCCACGGCAACGCAAACAAAGCAGCAGCCCAGAAACUGAUCGAAGUGAUUGAAAGAAACCUGCCAGAAAAUAUGCUGCCGUCGCAUUUGCUGCGUCCCCGUGAUAUGAUGCUGAAUGAUGGGUGCAGCUAUGUUUACCCAGUGACGUAUGACGCGCACAAAACUUCUUGCGGCGUCAUUCACCUGCAGUGCCCGCCGCAAUGCAUAGAGGACAACGUGCUGCUUGAGUUGUUCGUCGAACUCUUCAAAUACAAAAACGUGACGCUGGUUCGCAACUUGACGGGCCAAGGCGUGAGAUUCAUGAUGCAUUCGUUAAAUCAUCCAAUCUACAUGGAGCGCAAGCUCGAGCAUGUCAUUUUCAGCAUAAAAUCAAUUCUUGAGGAAAUGAGUGACAAAGAGUUUGAGCGGUGCAAAAAAGACCUGGCUGGGCGGCGGUUAGAAAAUUGCAAGAAGAUGAUAGAUCAGACUAACAAGUACUGGACCGAAAUCUCCUCCCAACGGCAAUGCUUUGACCGGGACAGAUUGGAGACCGACUAUCUCAAGACCAUCUCCAAGACAAAUGUAAUGAAUUUCUACAAUGAUUACAUUUACGCCGAGGGGGCUAAAAGGCGGAAGCUGGCGAUCCACUUGACGUCGACCGCGGAGGGAGGCGCCGGAUCUGAUAGCGCUAAGCUUGAAGAAAUUGAGCCGUUGUCGAUCUUCACAGAUGAGCCAAAGCAGGUCGAGAAUGUCCAGAGCUUCAAGAGUGGCCUCGCGACUUAUUACCCACAGCCAAUCCCUUAUCAAGAUCGGCCAGGAGUAGACUCCAAUAGGCAAAUUUAUCUAGCGCAAAAAAAACCAUUUUUAGAUAUAGAAACGAUUUUAUCGUAGAUCUCAGCUGGGUAAUUUUACUCUACAUACACCAGCAAAGAAAAUGCGCCAGAAGUACAGUCGCUUGGCAGAUUUUCAUGAAAGAAAAUUUUAUUUUGAAAGGAUAAUUCAGUUUUUAGUUUUUAAGUAUCACACGCCAUUAACAUUAAAAUCUUUGACUGAAAAAUAACUUUGUUUUAAAACACGCCACUUACUAUAAUUAUUGUUACUUUUUAAAGUAAGUCUACCUUAUUGAUCCACAUCGUCACUUGAUUCAUACUUGACUGCUUCAUCCAAUUGCCUAUGUGCGUGCAAUUUGUAAAUUUGGAUUUCAAAUGUAUCAAGAAUUGAUAGAAAUAAAAGAUAUGGAAAUUUUCAAAUAGCAUGUUUAUUGCAUUUAUUAAAAAGAAUAAAUGACACACGUUUAA
Messenger RNA from Cloeon dipterum, 1889 nucleotides. RefSeq names its product insulin-degrading enzyme-like. The transcript has 9 exons. Bases 154 to 1482 code for a protein of 442 amino acids. Gene Ontology annotation, molecular function: metal ion binding; metalloendopeptidase activity. Gene Ontology annotation, cellular component: cytosol; mitochondrion. Lineage: Eukaryota; Metazoa; Arthropoda; Insecta; Ephemeroptera; Baetidae. The record is from RefSeq and is a predicted model, not a curated record. Gene Ontology annotation, biological process: peptide catabolic process.